AUGCAACCAGGCACCGAGCCCUCGCCUUUGCCAUCGUCCGGUACGAUGCACGGCACGGAUUCACCGCACGCAGAGCGCCGUCGCCAUCCUCGCCGUAGACGCGAUUUCGGCCAGCAGAAACAGACACCUGCUCAACCAUAUAAGACAGGGAAGGAUCGUCAGGCGCAGGACGCUGACAAUUCGGAAGAGAUUGGCAGGGCAGAAGCUGCCAAUGGAGCAGAGGAGAGCAAUGGGACCGAAGACCCAGAAGCCGUCGCCCUUUACGAUUGCUCAAUCUGCACAGGGGAGUUUCUCAUGAAAGACGGUAUAGUCUCAUGCGCAGAGCAUUUCAUCUGCAAUGACUGCGUCGUCCAGACAUUCACGCUUGCAGCGGAGAAUCCAGUCUCCGGCAUCUUCCCGGUCAAGUGCUGUAUGAAAGCCUCCGGUAGCCGUCGCGGCCCGAUCAUUCUUCGGCGUCGCUUGGUACAGCAACUCCUGCCACAUGAAGUCAAUGAGACCUACGGCCGAAAGGAGCAAGAGUAUUACACGCCGCCUGCUCUGAAGCUAUACUGCGUGGACUAUCGAGCUUGGCUUCCACCGAAAACUUUUCAGGAUAAGGGGCAGUAUAGCCUAGCCACCUGCGCAUGCGGAACGACCAUGUGCGUGGGAUGCAAAGGCGCAUGGCAAGAGCACCACCGCUGCACCGAUCCGAACGACCCCGACGCGAAGCCCGACUGGCUACCGCCGUACUCCGACGACUGCCGCAUCAAGAAGUGCCCUGGAUGCCGCAUGUACAUCGAGCAUGAGUCAGCGUGCAACCAUAUGACGUGCCAAUUCUGCCGUUAUGAAUGGUGCUUCAUUUGCUUGCUGCCCUGGGAGGACUUCCACGCUGCUGACGGUUGCCCCGUAUAUAGAGAUCCUGAAGAUGGGUAUGACGAUGAGGGGUACGAGAACACCGAGCGAGGGCUCCAUCGCGAUACGGGUCUCAACCGAGAAGGUCUGAACCGGAAAGGUGAAGAGCCCCUCGCCGCGCAGGAUAGCAAUAUUGGUCCUAAUCAUUGGGACUACGACAGCGACCGGGACUCGAAUGAUGGCGACGACUAUGCCGACCAUCACGAACACCAGGGUGAGCUGUACGGCUGGGGCGAACACCAGGGUGAGCUUUACGGCUGGGGCACCAUCUAUCAGCCGGAACCCAUUGUCCACAUCGAUCCAGAAGAGGAAGCGGAACGCGAGUAUCGCGACCAACUGGAUACCACAUUCCCUCUCGCUGAGCAUUCAUUCGACUCCCUGACGACCGCGCGCAUCGACUGCGGACAUACGUGGAGCUACCGCAACACCGGUGACUCAUGCUCAGUCUGCGACUACACGAUGCCGUACUUCCACUUCAGGUGUUCCACCUGCGGGGUCAUCGCGUGCGACUUCUGUAGAAGUGACUGGACGCGACGCCUGGAGUUCCACGUUCCGCACGCCUCCAACAUGGUCGCUGUGCUCGAGUGGGCGGAGAAGGGCGAGGUGCCGUUCAAGACGCAUAAGAAAGCUUUCUGGCGCGCCAUGCACGAGGCCGAUGCAGUACCGGUGUGGAGCAUCUCUCUGAUGUUCCAGCAGUAUGAGAAGUCGCUGUUUGAACUACAGCCAUUCUUAUAUUUCGACUUCGGGAUCAAGGAGAUGAUCGACGCUCUAGAGCAGGAGAUGGAGAGGGAUGAAUUGUACAUCGCGGAGGAAGACGUUGGCUUCGCGGGGAAUGCGAUGACUUUCCGCUUGGAUACGAACCCCUUCGCGCCCUUGUUGUGGUAA
Messenger RNA from Didymosphaeria variabile, 1776 nucleotides. RefSeq lists its product as uncharacterized. The coding region runs from base 1 to 1776 and encodes 591 amino acids. Lineage: Eukaryota; Fungi; Ascomycota; Dothideomycetes; Pleosporales; Didymosphaeriaceae. Gene Ontology annotation, molecular function: ubiquitin protein ligase activity; zinc ion binding; ubiquitin conjugating enzyme binding. Gene Ontology annotation, biological process: protein polyubiquitination; ubiquitin-dependent protein catabolic process; positive regulation of proteasomal ubiquitin-dependent protein catabolic process. The transcript has a single exon. The record is from RefSeq and is a predicted model, not a curated record. Gene Ontology annotation, cellular component: cytoplasm; ubiquitin ligase complex.